AUGACCAAAAAUAUUGAUCAACGUAUUUGUGUUAAAUUUUGUGUUGCGAACGAAUUUUCGUGUGCCGAUACAUUGAAAAUGUUGCAGAAGAAUUUUGGCGAAUCUGCUUUAUCAAAAACGCCCACUUACGAGUGGUACAGGGCAGUCAAGGGGGGUCGGGAGACCGUCGAAGACUUGACUCGUUUUGAACGGCCUUCAUCGAGUAUGACCGAUGUUAACGUUGAAAAAAUGAAGGAAAUUGUUGCCGAAAAUGGCCAUGUGAGCUUGAGAGAGAUUGCCCAUAAAGUGGAGAUGUCACACCAGAGCGUACGUACGAUUAUACUCGUACACGAAAAAUUGGACAUGCUACGCGUUGCUGCAAGACUUGAGCCAAUUCAAAUCCCACCUUUAUGGAACGCAUAA
Messenger RNA from Bactrocera tryoni, 402 nucleotides. Its product is annotated as protein GVQW3-like. NCBI's taxonomy places the organism in Eukaryota, Metazoa, Arthropoda, Insecta, Diptera, Tephritidae. The record is from RefSeq and is a predicted model, not a curated record. The transcript has a single exon. The coding region runs from base 1 to 402 and encodes 133 amino acids.